This is a messenger RNA of Xenopus laevis (African clawed frog), 617 nucleotides long. It is a transcript of the gene pfdn4.L, whose product is annotated as prefoldin subunit 4 L homeolog. Gene Ontology annotation, cellular component: prefoldin complex; cytoplasm. NCBI's taxonomy places the organism in Eukaryota, Metazoa, Chordata, Amphibia, Anura, Pipidae. Gene Ontology annotation, biological process: protein folding. The record is from RefSeq and is a predicted model, not a curated record. The coding region runs from base 121 to 522 and encodes 133 amino acids. The transcript is spliced from 4 exons.
UUUCAGGGCUGGAUGCGCCACGGUUCUGUGAAUGGGACUGUAUCUUUCCCCCGUUAGCCUAAUUAAGUAAAAGUAAGUCGAGUGGCACCGCCCCCGCCCGGAAGUUGGUUCUAUCCCAAGAUGGCGGCCACCAUGAAGAAAGCGGUUGCGGAAGAUGUGAACGUCACUUUAGAGGACCAACAGAAAAUCAACAUCUUUGCGAGAAAUACAAACCGAGCGACGGAGCUGAAGGAUGAAAUCGAAGUCAAAAAGAAACAGCUUCAGAACCUGGAAGACGCCUGCGAGGAGAUAAUGAUGCUUGAAGAUUCCCUGCUGGUUCCCUACCAGAUUGGAGAUGUGUUCAUAAGUCACUCCCAGGAGGAGACUCAGGAGAUGCUGGAAGCUGCAAAGAAACAAAUGGAGGAAGAAAUCGAAUGUUUACAGUCGCGCGUAGAAUCCAUCCAUCAAGUGCUCUCCGACCUUAAAGUCCAGCUGUAUGCCAAGUUUGGGAACAACAUAAACCUGGAGGCAGAUGAAAAUUAAAUAAUUUAUUCGAAUUUUUGUUCUUUAAUUUUAUUGAUUGGAAAAAAAAUAAAAUGAACUUUUUUUUGUUCCAGCAAUAAAUCUUUUGAAGUGUG